Closterium sp. Naga37s-1 is the source of this 1110-nucleotide messenger RNA. The record is from the annotation of a GenBank genome assembly. Lineage: Eukaryota; Viridiplantae; Streptophyta; Zygnematophyceae; Desmidiales; Closteriaceae.
GCGGGGUGGAGCGUGGAGCUGCCGCAUGAGCCGCACGACCCCAGCGCCAACUGCUCCUCCGCCAACCCCACCGUCGUUGUCAAGACCAACCUAUGGUACUCGGACCGGCCGUUCCACGUGCCCCCCGUGUUCCCCCUGUGCACCAUGGACGCCUGCUUCAACUUCUCGCGCUGCCCCUCCCCGCCCGCCCGCGAGCCCCUCGUGUACUCCUACUGGCCCGGGCCCAAGUACUUUGCCCGAUUCAACACCACCAGGUGGCACACGGACGACCCCAGCAAGGCGUGCUUCUUCUUCGUCUUCAUGUCCGCAGGGCACCCCCGCCACUUCAAAGACCUGCCCUUCUGGGGGGACGACGGCCACAACCAUGUGCUUAUCAGCUUUGCAGACAACUGGAGUGGGCCACCGGCGUGGAGUGUGGGCAAGGCGGCGCUCAUGCUCACAGCCGCGCACCUCACCGUGCACCGCGCAGCCUUUGACGUCUCCCUCCCGCUGCCGCCCACUUGGAAGCGCCACGCGGCCGGGCUGCGGUCGCUGCCGGUGGCUCAGAGGCGGUACCUGCUGACGUUCAUGGGCACGCGCUACCUGGGCUCCAUGCAUGGCAACUUCCGCAGCUCGGCGGCGUUCAAGGCGCUGCACAACGGCAACGACAUCAUCGUUGUCACCCAGUGCGGAGGGUCGACGAACCGGAGGAUAAUCGAGGAGGACCCGUCGCUGCUGCCCGAGUGCACGGCGGACGCGGCGCUGUUCCGCACCUUCUCCUACCCCGCCCUCAUGAACUCCUCCUUCGCCCUCGUCCCUGCCGGCCGCCAGGCCUCCACCUACCGCUUCAUUGAGGCGCUGACAGCUGGCGCGAUACCAGUGGUGGUGGCGGACAACUGGAAGCUGCCGUUUGACGACAUCAUCCAGUGGCACCGCUGCCUACUGCUCUUCCCCACCCACCUGCUCUCCCGCAUCCCCCCCACCCUGCGCACCAUCACCCCGAAAGCAGCGGAGAAGCGGCGGCAGCGGUGUGUGUCGAUAUUUGAGGAGUAUUUAGCGUCAGACGAUAUCCUCAUGCGUUCAGCCAUGACUGCGCUCAAAUCACAUGCCGGGGGGAUCUUCCCACUGUAA